Molecule: messenger RNA, 2561 nt
Organism: Pantherophis guttatus
Lineage: Eukaryota; Metazoa; Chordata; Lepidosauria; Squamata; Colubridae
Gene: POU3F2
Product: POU class 3 homeobox 2
Biological process (GO): brain development; regulation of transcription by RNA polymerase II
Cellular component (GO): nucleus
Molecular function (GO): RNA polymerase II cis-regulatory region sequence-specific DNA binding; DNA-binding transcription factor activity, RNA polymerase II-specific
Source: RefSeq, a predicted model, not a curated record
CGGACUUGCGGGGGAAGCGAGCGGCGAGAGGAGCCCGAGGCGAAAAAGUAGCUGUCAAAUGCGCGGCUCCUUUAAGCGGAGCCCUCAGUCCGGCUCGGAGAGUCAUGGCGACCACAGCGUCUAACCACUACAGCCUGCUUACCUCCAGCUCGCCCAUGGUGCACGCCGAGCCGCCGGGGAGCAUGCAGCCCGGCGCCGGCUACAGAGACGCCCAGGCUCUGGUGCAGGCGGACUACGCGCUGCAGAGCAACGGGCAUCCGCUCAGCCACGCUCACCAGUGGAUCACGGCGCUGUCCCACGGCGGCGGCGGCGGGGGAGGCGGCGGCGGCGGCGGAGGCGGCGGCGGCGGCGGCGGCAACGGCGGGGACUCGCCGUGGUCCCCCAGCCCGCUGGGCCAGCAGGACAUCAAGCCCUCGGUGGUGCAGGCCGGCGGCCGGGGCGACGAGCUCCAGCAGCAGCAGCAGCAGCAGCAGCAGCAGCAUCACCAGCAGUCGCAGCAGCAAGGCAGACCCCCGCACUUGGUCCACCACGCCGGGAGCCACCACGCCGCCGUGGCCGCGGCGGUGGCUUGGAGGACCGGCGGCUCGGCUCACCUGCCGCCCGGCAUGGCCGCGGCUAACGGCGGCGGCCAAGGCGGGCUGCUCUACUCUCAACCGCCGGGCUUCACGGUCAACGGGAUGCUGGGCUCGGGCCAGCCGGGCAUGCACCACCACAGCCUGCGGGAUGCCCACGAAGAGCCCCCGCCGCCUCCCCAGCAGCAGCCGCCGCCGCCGCCCCCUCACCACCCGGAUCACCUCUCGCAGCAGCAGCAGCAGCAGCCCCAACACCCGCACCACCACCCGCACGGGGGGCCGCCGCCGCCGCCGCCGCCUCCGCACCACCACCACCACGAGGCGCACUCGGACGAGGACACGCCGACCUCGGACGACCUGGAGCAGUUCGCCAAGCAGUUCAAGCAGCGGCGGAUCAAACUGGGAUUUACCCAAGCGGACGUGGGCUUGGCCUUGGGCACCCUCUACGGCAACGUCUUCUCGCAGACCACCAUCUGCAGGUUCGAGGCGCUGCAGCUGAGCUUCAAGAACAUGUGCAAGUUGAAGCCUUUGUUGAACAAGUGGCUGGAGGAGGCGGACUCCUCGUCCGGCAGCCCCACCAGCAUAGACAAGAUCGCGGCGCAGGGGCGCAAGCGGAAAAAGCGCACCUCCAUCGAGGUGAGCGUCAAGGGCGCCCUCGAGAGCCAUUUCCUCAAGUGCCCCAAGCCCUCCGCCCAGGAGAUCACCUCACUGGCGGACAGCCUCCAGCUCGAGAAGGAGGUGGUCCGCGUGUGGUUUUGUAACAGGAGACAGAAAGAGAAACGCAUGACUCCCCCGGGAGGGGCUCUGCCGGGAGCCGAGGACGUGUAUGGGGCCAGCAGGGACACGCCGCCGCCGCACCAUGGGGAACAAGACUGGGGAGAAGCUCUCCCCCUUUCUUCAAGCCACCCCCUGACAACGUUGCUUCAAAGCUGCCUUUAAUUAUGGAACCACUGGCUUGAUAGUCGGCUAGAAGAUUGCGGCCUUCCCUUCGCAAGGCAUCUAAAUUCAACACGCUCCCUAGCUAUUCCAUGGGCCCUAAUGGGCGCUUAUUAUUAUUAAGAUUCUUCUUCUAUUAUUAUUAUUAUUAUUAUUAUUAUUAUUAUUAUUAUUAUUACUAUUAUGUUUGGGGGGGGCUUCAGAUGACAUGCUGUUCUCGCUCACCACAUCAUGUUUUUUUAAUCUCUCCCUGCCUUUGAUUAUUGCUACUGGUGGUGAUAAUACGGUUUUCUUCAUGGAGUCUCUUGUUUCUGCUUUUAAGACACAGUCAGAAGAAAGCUAUUCAUUUUUGCAGGAUUGCUUUUCUUUUUUGCCUUUUCUUUCCUCCAAAGCUUCUCCACUGAGAACUUCGCCUCACAAGUUGGAACAAUUUUAAACCUGCAAAACCAACCCCUUAAGAAAUCUUUGGCGGAGAACAGCGCUAUCUACCAGCAUAUGCCUAAAUCAUGAAAUAUAUUACAUGUUUACUUGAACAAUCACAUUUCGGAUGACACCUAGACAAGAAAAGCUUAUCAUCAUGCUUCAAACCAUUCUGAAUCUCACCUCACUAAAUUCAGUGGAGGUAUUCAAGAGUAAUUGCUCAAAGGGGGCGGUUUGUUUUUUUUUUCCAUUCUUCAAAUGAUUUUUUUUUUUAAUGACCACACAGGUCAUUUGGAGCUGUAUGUGUGCAAAAUUAUAAUUUAUUGCCUGGUUGCUGUGACAAGAGGCAGGUGCCCAUUUGUCACCAAUCCAGAGAGGUAAUUCACUAGAAGCUAACUAUGGUCUACCUGCAGCUGAGGACAGAUGACAAUUCCUUAAGGGGCAAAAUCUCCAUAGAAAUGUAUGCUCUGAAACUGCUCUUGAUGAACUAGUGUUAAAUUUUCCAAACAGUAUCAUCUGUCCUGCAGGAGGUAUCGGAAAAUUUGAAAUGUAUAAAGACAAAAAUAGGUGAAGAUUUUUGGGACCCUAAUUUGAACUUCAGAAAUUGUCCAAUAAAAAAAAAUGUCGCAUUAC